Scedosporium apiospermum is the source of this 1575-nucleotide messenger RNA. RefSeq names its product Asparaginase. Gene Ontology annotation, molecular function: asparaginase activity; protein binding. The coding region runs from base 1 to 1575 and encodes 524 amino acids. The record is from RefSeq and is a predicted model, not a curated record. NCBI's taxonomy places the organism in Eukaryota, Fungi, Ascomycota, Sordariomycetes, Microascales, Microascaceae. The transcript has 2 exons.
AUGGCGCUUCCGGAUGCCCUCUCCGAUAUGGAGCACCCCUGCCUCCAUCCAGAAUCCCGAGUCCUGAUCAUUGCGACGGGAGGAACCAUCUGUAUGCAGCCAACUCCCGAUGGCCUUCAGCCCAUGGGCGGCUUCCUAGAGAGCGCCAUGGCUCCCAGGCCCUGCUUCAACGACAAGUCGUCUCCUCAUGUCCAACUGCAGGCUUUCCAUAAAGGGAAGGAGCUUUCGUUAGACAGUCUUCGGACCCCUCCCAGCGCAUACUCCCGCCACAUACGCUACGGCAUUCUUGAGUUCAAUCCCCUUCUCGAUUCGAGCUCGAUUUCGUGCCAGGGAUGGAAGGCCAUCGCCGAGACCGUCAAGGAGAAUUACUCUCUCUUUGACGGUUUCGUCAUCCUUCAUGGAACGGAUUCGCUGUCUUAUAGCGCAUCGGCCCUCUCCUUCAUGAUGUCCGAUCUCGGAAAGCCCGUGAUUCUCACCGGGUCACAGGCUCCCAUCUUUGCCCUCCAAUCCGACGCCGUCGACAAUCUCCUGGGAUCUCUCAUUAUCGCGGGAACGUUUGUUAUUCCCGAAGUAUGCCUAUUCUUCCACCACAAGCUCUUCCGAGGCAACCGCACGGCCAAGGUCUCCGCUUCCUCUUUCGAGGCCUUUGAAAGUCCCAAUUUUGAGCCCCUAGCUAAGGUCAAUGGGCUUGGUAUUGACGUCAAUUGGACGCUCGUCAACCGACCCAAGAGGUUGUCCGAGUUCCGGAUUUCGACCAAUCUCGACACCGCUCAUGUUGCAUGCCUCUGGAUAUUCCCCGGAAUCCAGCCAGAAAUGGUCGACUCGGUGCUACGUCUACCUCACCUACGCGGCCUUGUCCUGGCCUCGUUCGGUAUGGGGAACACGCCCGGCGGUGUUGACGGGGGCCUAACGAGAGUCAUCCGGGAAGCGAUCCAGAGAGGCGUAAUUGUCGUCAACGUCUCGCAGUGCACGUCGGGGUUCGUAUCCCCAAUCUACGGGCCCGGCACCGAACUAGGUCGCGCCGGUGUUAUCUUCGGCCUAGAUCUCACAAUUGAAGCGGCCCUGACGAAACUAUCCUACCUUCUCGGCAUCCAAGGAUUGACGCCGGCAGAGAUAUCGCAGCAAAUGUCCCGGUCCCUCCGAGGCGAAAUGACCGAGCGAUCCUUGCCGGUAUUCUCGCACCCCGCAGAAUCAAUCGACGCAGCCGCCAGCCUCCUCACCGCCGCCGACGCCGCCUUCACCGCCCUCGGAUACGCUAUUAGGAACGGCGACCUGCCCACCGUCAAGGACAUCUUAGCGGGGGACGAGGUGACGAUGCUUAAGAAAGUCGACUACGCCGGUAACACGGCCGUUCACCUCGCCGCCCUUGGGCCGAAUCCGGAUAUCAUGAGGUUGCUUCUCGAGAAGGGCGCGAGUGUCCAUUUGAGGAACUGGGCGGAUAAUACGCCGCUGUUCCUGGCUGAGCGUGCGGGGAACAAGCAGUGCGCGAUGCUGCUUAGGGAGACGGGUGCGCAUCUGUGGAGGAACAUUGACACGUCGUCUAAGCAGAACGGGGACGAUUCGGGAAGGAACUGA